Messenger RNA from Dibothriocephalus latus, 183 nucleotides. The record is from the annotation of a GenBank genome assembly. NCBI's taxonomy places the organism in Eukaryota, Metazoa, Platyhelminthes, Cestoda, Diphyllobothriidea, Diphyllobothriidae.
GGUGUUUCGCGGCAGGGCUAUCGUGCAGAGGAUCAACCCUGGCUACUGACUGUGGGCAAGGGCUCCGCAGCCAAGCGCUAUCGUGGUGUCCGCGAGGGCAACGUCUCCGCCAAUGUGCGCUACUUCAUCUUCUGUCAGACCAAAGACGGCAACUUUGAUGCCUAUCCAGUUCACGAAUGGUAA